UAUACCGAAAUCGGUUUCAAAAAUUAUAUUUGAUUAUGCCCCUUUUUGCGCUCUUUUGCAAUUGGAGAUAAAUUUGUAAUUUGUUUACAAUGGAGACACCGCGAAAAAAUCGCGGUAGAAAUGGAAAAUUUAUUUCUAAUCAAAUGCUAAGGAAGACAAAUGUUUUAGAAGAAAACAAGCAGAGAAAUAAAGAAGUUGACAAAGGUAAAAAAUCUUUAUUAUAUGUAUAUAUGAAAUAAUGAAUCGUAUUCUGGCGAUUCUUCCCAGAACAAGACUGUAUCACAAGCACACCAGGUUAGAUCAUUCCUCAUACACUUGUCUAUUUGAAGAAAUAAAUAUGCUAUAUUUGAUUUAAUAAAUUUACCACACAAUAAGGACAUAUUUUCUUACUAUAUAAAUAUAUUUUGAACAGAUGAUGUCAUUGUGUCUCACCCACAACAAGAAGCAAACGACAUGGACGAGCCUGUAGGAUUUCAUGACUGUAUCACAAGCACACCAGGUUAGAUCACUCCUUAUACACGUAUUUAUUUGAAGAAAUACAUAUGCUAUAUUUGAUGUAAUAAAUUUACCACACAAUAAGGACAUAUUUUCUUACUAUAUAAAUAUAUUUUGAACAGAUGAUGUCAUUGUGUCUCACCCACAACAAGAAGCAAACGACAUGGACGAGCCUGUAGGAUUUCAUGACUGUAUCACAAGCACACCAGACGAUGUCAGUGUGUCUCACUCACAACAAGAAGCAAACAACGUGGACGAGAAUGUACGAUUGCAUGUACCAUACUAUCUGGAUGAGCAUGACUAUGCACAGAGAGAAGAUGAAGUAGACACUGAAUUUAUCCUUGUUGAUGAUGAUAGUAGUAAAAGUGAUAAACAGAUAGAAUGGUUCACAGGAAGACGUGUAAUAGAAUUAGGAUAUGUUGUGAACAAACUCAUUGAGGGCUGUAACUUUUGUAGACAUCCCUUGAAAUUAACUGAUAUUUGUGGUGAAGUGAGAUAUGGCCUUGGUUCAUUACUGCGAAUAAAUUGUAAAAAGUGCAACAAAGUGACUUCUGUUCCAAGUGGAAAGAGACACUCACAAAUGGAUGACCAUGCUAGCAGAGCAUUUGAUGUAAACACAAAGCUUGCUUUAGGUGUGUAUGAGAUCUCUAUCAAAGGAAUGCUACAUGCAGGCAUAGGGGAGAAAAAGGUAUCUUUGCUCUUGAGUGUGUUGAAUAUUCCUCCUCUUUCUCACACAACUUUAAAAUGUAAAGAGAGAGAAGCUGGUAAAGCCGUAGAAGACUUUGCAAGGCAAAGUUGUGAUUCUGUGGUUACUGCAGAGAGAGAAUCUUCUAGUAAUAAUGAUGAGUUGAUGGUGCAUUUGAUGGUGGAUGGCAAAAAAGGGGAUCAGGGCGUUCUUUUUCAAGUUUAUCUGAAAUGUCAUCAUGCAGAUAAAACAGGGAAGGCUCCAUCAACUCACGACUGCCGUAAAAACUGGACGGGGAGUUCCAAAGCUAUGGAGCCAGACAUGUGCAUUGAAAUGCUAAAAGAUCUAGGCGAAAAGGAGGCUCGUGUUGGAACCAUAAUCAUGGACAAUGAUACUACCACCAUAGCAAGAGCAAGAACUGAGGUAAACCCAGCUUUGAAGAAACAAAGUGACAAAAAUCACACACUGAAACAGUUUACGAACAAAUUGUAUGACUUGAAAAAGUGUAAAAACUAUAAGGAACUAAAUCCUAAGACAAUAAGUCACUUAUCAAAGUGCUUCAAAUAUUGUGUCAGCCAAAAUCAACAUGACGUACAUGGUAUGAGGAAAAACUUGGAGGCCAUAUCCAAACAUGUAUUUGGUGAUCACAGCGUGUGUGGAUCUUGGUGUGGGUAUCUUUCAUCACCGACAACGUACAAACCCCUUCAGUUGCCAUACCACCGCUAUCUAGCAGACGAAGGAUUGAAAUGGCAAGCAAGACACCUAAAUCAACAUUCUACUCUGGGCUCAGAGAGCAACGACUUUAGAGUAGCUGCAGCGGUUGCACAAAAAAAUUUGGGUCAUCAAUAUAUAUUACAGGUAAAUGAAAAAUUGUUUCUUUCACCUGGGAAAGUGACCAGCAAAAUUGCCAUGAAAACAGACUUGAAAAGAAAAAAAGACAAAGACAAAGAAGACACAGAAGAGUACAAGAAAAGAAGAGCCUUGAAAAAAGCUGAGAGCAAGAAAAGUCAAGAAUCAGCAGCAGUGAAAGAGGGGAUCACAUAUGAAACUGAUGCCGACAUCAAUAAUAAUGUAGACAACAGCAUUACAGAAAUACCCCCUCCUCUCACCAAACCCAUCCCAACACCCAUAGCAGCUGGGCAGCAUACAUUUGUAUACUUUGACUUAGAAACAACAGGUCUUGAUAAAGAUUGUGAAGUAACACAGAUUGGAGCUUGUACUGAUGAUAAAACCUUUUCCCAAUAUGUCACUCCUCCAACAAAACCAAUCUCUGCUUCCGCUACAGCCGUGACUGGACUAGCCAUCAGAGACAACAUCAUGUACAAGAAUGGACACCAAGUUCACAGUAAGACAACCGAGGAAGCUUUUCAGUCAUUUAUUGAUUGGAUGAAGCAAUUUACAAACAUUAUAUUGGUUGCUCACAAUGCAGUGUUUGAUUCCAGAGUCAUUGUGCGUUUAUUUCAUUCCGCUGGACUGUGUGCCAGUGACUUCUUUAUUGGAUUGAUCGACACGCUGUCAUUAUGUAGGGAAUUCAUCCCAGGUAGAAAAUCCUACAAGCUGACAGAUCUUGCUAAAGUCAUGUAG
Saccostrea cuccullata (small rock oyster) is the source of this 2764-nucleotide messenger RNA. RefSeq lists its product as uncharacterized. The transcript is spliced from 8 exons. Gene Ontology annotation, molecular function: nucleic acid binding; 3'-5' exonuclease activity. The record is from RefSeq and is a predicted model, not a curated record. Lineage: Eukaryota; Metazoa; Mollusca; Bivalvia; Ostreida; Ostreidae. The coding region runs from base 659 to 2764 and encodes 701 amino acids.